AUGUCCCAAACCUCCAGGUUGAUCUCAGGCCCCUGCUUCGCCAGUCAUGUUCUGCGCAUCAUCUUUAUAUCCGCUUUUUCUUUCUUCGUUUGGACAUGGCCUGUUUUUUCGAAUCCACUACCCUGCAAAGACUAUUUUGAUGGGAAAGCUGUUUAUCUACUCGAUAGAGAUAACCACCUGGUUCCACAUUUUGUUGACACUGGAUGUCAUCUUUCCCGGAGACAGAAUUCCCGCUGGAACGAAGAGUCCGACUUAUCUAAUACGGGUAAUCGUUACAGCGUUCACCAUCGAACCGGGAAGGCACUUAUACCAGACAUCUCCCAGAUCAGUAGCGAGAAAGGGGAUAAACUACUUUUGCUUGAGAGGACUGGCCACUCAACCUCAGGGAUAACCAAAGAUGUGGGUUGGGAUGAAGAUGAAGCAAUCCUUGGGAUCAUGAAUGGGAAUUGGAGAGAAGAAGUCAAUGCCUUCCAUAGAGAAAAUCUUGGGAAAGCUUGGGAAAGGGCACGUGAAUCGAUACGCCAGGCUGAAAUGUUGCAAUCAGCUAGCGAAACACUAGCGCCUUCCGUUUCAUCCCCUCCGCGCCCGUACAGUAACUACACUGGGCAGCUUAAUCACAGUUAUUCCGCCGUUCCUAGUCCAAGUGUGGUCGUGGAGAAAUCCCCUGCGAUAAUUACUCAGGGUGUUGAUUCAAAACUACAGGAUGACACUAUGGAACCCUACGCAGAAAGCGAUGAUAAUUUAGAUUUUGUCCCGCUGAUAAUUAUAACAACAUCACCAGAGAUGGGCGAAGAACCUGAACAGUUUUCGAACUUUGAGGAGCUCCCUGAUUUUGAAGAGUUCUCCGAUUUCGAAGAAUUAUUUGAGUCCGAAGAAGAAUUAUCCGAGUACAAAGAAGAAUUAUUUGAGGCAGAGGAAUUAUUUAGGUCCGAGGAGCCAUUUGGGCCCGAAGAAUUAUAUGAGUCCGGGGAAUUAUCUAAGGCCGAAGAAUUAUUUGAGCCCGGUGAAUUUUUCGAGUCUAAAGAGCCACUAAUUCUAGAGGAAUCAGGCGAUGAUUUCAGUGUUGAAGCAGUCACUCUCAGUGGGGUUUCCGCUUUGCCCCCAAUCAGUCAUUAUAGACCCUCCAAGAACUUCAACAAAGUUUUGGCGAAGGCAGUUGGCCUAGGCCUAUUGAUGGCUAUACCCUCGCUCAUUAUCAUGUGUGCCUUGUCAAGAAAAGGACAAUAUAUCUGGAUUCGAACAGUUAACAUGAAUGAUCUCGGAUUGCCAACCUCCGACCAUGUUCGUUAUGAAGGCGGAUCUAGAGCUUCAGAAAAUCUGAGUGUAAUGGCAUCUAUAGAGGGUGGUGAGAAUACAGGGGUCGUGUCGGGAGGGGUCUUCUCCGGCACUAAUGGCUCUGGUAUCUUAGAGAGACAAAAUACCGGGCCCAAUACUAUGUCGGGGAGUACAUCCAACCUUGAGAGCCUAGAAAGACCAGACAUUGGAUCCAGGCAUGGUGUUGAAAGCGCGAAUAGAUCAGGUCUUGCUUCUAGACAGGGUUUGGAUGGUGCAGAUUUCUUCUUGGGGUCGAUUGGGCCCGUUCCUGUUAGGAAGCCAGGGAUUUUCCAGCGCUGGUUUGGCUGGGGCGUGGAGCAUAAUGAUAACCUUGAAGAGACUUCAUUGCAUGCUUCUUCUUCUUCUACUAAACAAGGUAGUAAGAUUCGUUCUAGCCGUGCUAUUAGUAAUGAUAGAACACCCGAUCCCAAUCUUGUGAGUGAGGUUUGUGAGAGACUGAUCCGCGAGCGUAUGAGUCGACUGUCAACAAUCCCUAGUGCUGGUGAGAACGAGGGUUCUGGUACUCACGAAGCAAGAGAAUUGACAUCAACAUCGUCUAUCCGAGCUCCUGUAACCGGCGGUGCAUCAGGGACACAGGGUAGUGCAGUGAAACGAAAUCCUCAUGGGAUCCUAAAACCACCUGGAAAUAGUUAUGGACCAGAUGUCUCAGGAGAAUUCCACGUCGCUGAUCAUGGUGAUAGUAGCACCCGUGAAGAGAAUCAAGCGGAAGAAGCAGAUAGCGAGGGAAGCAGCUUGAAAGGAAAAACCUCUCGGCUGGUAAGAUUUGACGGCAGCGCUGAUAAGGUAGACCCACAAGCUAGAGGGACUUUUGGGAGGGCUUCUAUUAGAAGAUAUUUAUAUCCUACAGUUGAAGAUGAAAGAUCUUCUUUAGAAGCGGUAUCAACUUCGGAGAGUAGCACUCUUGAGAUGUCUGACGGCACGGUUAUAAGAAAGGAAAGGAAGGGAGAGAGAAUAGGAGGCAUGUGGGGGAAGGUUUUCAGUGACCCUAUGGUAGCAAGCAGAGAUUCUACGGACCUCGGAGAAAUGGACGUUGAGCUAGAGCAGCAACUAAGGGAAGACGGCGAAUAUGUGGAUUCUAGUAGAGGGACAUCUAUCGGCGACGAUAGUACUCUGGACGGGAACUCCAAUGAUGAGAUUGUGAUCGUCGACGGCCAGCUGCCUAUGGAAGAGGGGCAUAGACCUAGACUAGAAAAUCCUAUUGAUAUACCAAACACGAACACAGGCGCAGAGAGAGGUCUAGUAUUAAAUUCUCUUCCCAGAACACAAACGUCAGAGGACAUAGCUACAGAAGGGAUCGACAAUAACGAAGCUGUUGUCAGUGCCUAUGGGGCGAGAGAACAAUCGCAGAUGUGGGAUAGUCAAACCAGUAGUGGUGGAAGUUUGCUGAGCACUGGCUAUUUCACGGAAACUAAUAGCAGUGAUCAUGUGAGUGUUGAGGACGUUGAGAAUUUUCCUCUUUAA
Morchella sextelata is the source of this 2796-nucleotide messenger RNA. RefSeq lists its product as uncharacterized. NCBI's taxonomy places the organism in Eukaryota, Fungi, Ascomycota, Pezizomycetes, Pezizales, Morchellaceae. The coding region runs from base 1 to 2796 and encodes 931 amino acids. The transcript has 2 exons. The record is from RefSeq and is a predicted model, not a curated record.